AUAAUCGGCGGAGUCACCACUACAGCCAAUGCCACCAAUGCCACUGCAAGCUCGACCACAAGCUCGACACAACCGAUGAACACUGUUCCUUGUAACGGUUUCCCAGAGUUCUGCGCGCGGAAAUACUCCAACAUUACGCAGGUCACAGCUCAUAAUGCCGCCUUCUCUGUGAAGAACAACGCAGCUUCAAACCAAGAGCUCUCCAUCACCGACCAGCUCAACGACGGCAUUCGCAUGCUUCAGGGUCAGGUUCACUGGGAGAAUAACACAAUGUGGAACUGCCACACAUCCUGCUCCGAACUCAAUGCAGGACCAUGGCAAGACGAGCUCGAAACUCUCCGAGAAUGGCUUGAGUCCCAUCCCUACGACGUCGUCACGAUUCUCGUCGGCAACAGCGACACCACUGAUGUAGAAAACUUCGUGCCAGCCAUCACCAACGCAGGUCUCCUGCCUUACGUCUACGAGCCCGCCUACGUCCCGCAGUACCGAUUCCAAUGGCCCACGCUGGGCGAAAUGAUCAUCAAGAACCAGCGCGUCGUCAUCUUCAUGGACUACGAGGCAGAUCAAUCACGAGUCCCAUACAUUCUCGACGAAUUCACCCACAUGUGGGAAACACCUUUCUCUCCCGUCAACCGAUCCUUCCCCUGCACAAUCCAGCGUCCCCCGAACUUGAACGAGACUCUAGCUCGGAAGCAUUACAUGUACAUGGCCAACCACAACCUCAACACCGCCGUCGACCUCUCCAGCAUCGGACUAGGCAGUGGUGAAGCCAUCCUCAUCCCCAACACCGCCGACAUCAACCUCACCAACGGUCAACAAAACCAAAUCGGUCGUCUUGGCGCCACGAGUUUGAACUGCACCCAAGCCUGGGGCGUCCCACCCAACUUCCUCCUCGUCGAUUACUAUAACCGCGGAUCUCCGGAGCCGGGUUCCGUUUUCCACGUCGCAGCUGCCGCGAACGGUGUGACGUAUACGCAAGAAUGUUGUGGCAAGGAACAAAACAGUGCUUCACUGGUACGAGUGAGUUUUGCUGUUAUGGCUAUCGCUUUGUUUGCUGGUGCGAUAUUUUUCUGGUGAUUGUAUAAAAAGAUAGAGAUGCAUAGCAAGGCGUUUGUUGGUAUUGGAAAUUUAUGUCAAGAGCAUUUACGAGCACAUGAUAAAGGUACCUUAUUGAAUAAUACGGGUUUUAAUCACACGACUAGAA
Molecule: messenger RNA, 1204 nt
Organism: Pseudocercospora fijiensis CIRAD86
Lineage: Eukaryota; Fungi; Ascomycota; Dothideomycetes; Mycosphaerellales; Mycosphaerellaceae
Exons: 2
Coding region: 76-1077 (333 amino acids)
Biological process (GO): lipid metabolic process
Molecular function (GO): phosphoric diester hydrolase activity
Source: RefSeq, a predicted model, not a curated record